CCAUAAAGUUAGGAAACAUUUAAAAUAUUUUUAUGACAGAUGGCGCGUUGAUUUGUUUGCUUGUAAUCAGCAGCAAUCACUGACCUAUUAUAUUUCAGUUUACCUGUAGAUUGUUACUUCCUGAGGACAGCGCCACAACAGAUACCAAGAUGUUGCGUGCCCUCAUAUGUGCAGCUUUAUUUAGUUUUGCAUUGUCUGUUGACAUGGAAACAAUUCUUUCAAACAGCAAUGGCUAUAAACUGGAUACAAAAGUAACUUAUUUAAUUGCUGUUCCCCGUAAGAUUCGUCCCAAUCAAGUGAUUCAGAUAUUUACAACCAUUACCCGACUAGAGUAUGGGCCCCUCAUAUUGAAGCUCUCUAUUGUUAGAGAUAACUUUGAGUAUGGUAGAACAACACUGGAAUUCAACAUGCCUGCCAGCCGAAUCAUGCAGUUACAGAUCUCCCAAAAUCUUCCGCCUGGGCAAUACAAAGUGAAAAUUGAGGCCAACCCUAUCAGCAAUCCAAGCAGUCAAGUCUUUACAAGAGAAGCAGACAUCAUGUUUGACGAGAAGUUUGCUUCAGUUUUCAUCCAGACCAAUAAACCUGUCUAUUGCCAAGGUCAAAAGGUAUUUUUCCGGGUGGUACAAGUCUACCCUGAUCUGAUGCCUGUCUAUGGAAGUUUGACAAUCUAUGUUAAGGAUCCAACAGGUUUUGUUGUACGACGAUGGUUAGGUCAGCAAACUAAUGCAGGAGGUAUUGUCAGUGAAAACUUUGAACUAGCAGAUCAACCAAAAUUUGGCAACUGGUCUAUAGCUGUCCAUGCUUCAAAUAUUAUAUAUGAACAUUAUUUCCGUGUUGAAGAAUUUUGGACUCCUCGUUUUGAUGUCAAUGUGACAGUGUCUCCGUAUUUCAUGGAUGAUGUCGAUUCCAUUGGUGGUGUUGUAAUGGCCAACCAUACAAGUGGCAAGGCCACAAUUGGUUCUGCUGUCAUCAAACUGACCAUCGUGCCACCAAACCAAAACUACCGUUACAAUAAAACUAAUGAUCAUUUACCAUUUUUACAGAAAGAGGUGGAAUAUUUCAAUGGACGCAUUGACUUCCGAUUUGGAAUGUCAGAAAUCCUAAACCAAAUGAGGGCAAAAAUGUUCUCAAACCUGAGGGACAGUGAACUUAUAUUUAAUGUAACUGUCUUCGAUUGGUUCUUAGCUAUGUCUCAAAAUGGAUCAGCUACAUCUCACUGUUUUAGCUCCAGAGUCAAACUUCAUUGGGUCGGAGAUGCAGUAAGAAGUUUUAAACCAAAUACACUUGUCUCAGUCACAUUGGCAUUAAUGAAGCAAGAUGGCAGCCGUGUUAACGAUGAGAGGAAGGAAGUAAAUAUGGAAAUUUCUGUGAAGAAUUUAAAUGGCAGAACAUCACCAUUUGCUGCAGAACGCAAGAGGCCUGUAAAAGGUUUUGUUACGUUUGACAUAAAUGUCGGCAGUGAUGUAGAAAUUAUCACGUUUACGGCCUCAUAUGAAGACUCGGAGGAUGCCAAACUGAUAGCAAGCCGAUAUUUUUCUGAAAGCCAGACUUAUAUUUCUGUUACAACAUCUACCAAGAACCCAAUGGUCAAUGAAUUUAUGGUGUUCCAUGUGACAACAUCUGCCUAUGUUGAAAAAGUCUUUUACCAGAUUGUUGCCAAAGGAAAUAUUCUCCUGGGAGAUGAACUUGUGAUGGGAACCAGUCGUCGAAAGACCUUCUCUGUCGCUCUGUCCAGAAGAAUGGUACCCACAGCUCGUAUUGUUGUGUACUUCAUUCGUUCUGCUAAUCAGGAGGUUGUCGUCGAUGUCUUGAAUUUCUUCAUCAAUGGAGCUGCCAAUAAUGAAGUACGAGCAACAUUCAACCGUGGUAAAGAUUUCACUCGAGAUACCAUCGAGAUCAAUGCCUAUGCAGACCCAGGUUCCUAUGUGGCCUUUGCAGCUGUACCCUAUGACCUGUACAUCCGAGGUAUGGGUGCUGGCAUCACACAAAACAAGUUGAUAGACGAGUUGUACACCUAUGAUGAACCUGCCAACAGCACUUACAGACAUUUGUGGCGUGUCAGUGAAGCAGAAUAUAAAUACGUGUUCUUUUCAGCCAAUGGUUAUGGUAUGGAUGCCGAUUCUACUUUCUUGCGAGCUGGUCUUUUAAUCCUAACCGAUGCCAACAUCACUCAAAAGUUCAAUACCUGUAAUACAGACCCCAACUACUAUCCGUGUUACCUGUCCGGUUGCUAUUCUGAGCAACAGAGAUGUGACAAACGCUUCGAUUGUGCUGACGGUGCAGAUGAGCAUGAAUGUAAAUAUGAAACAAAAGAAAAGUUAAUAACUGAUAUUGAUCGAGUCAGCAGAGUCCAGCGAUUCUAUGAUGAUAGUUCUUGGAUUUGGCAGGAAUAUUUUGUAAAGCCUGAUGGACGAGUUGAUUUCCGAAUUAAAACACCAAAAUACCCACUUACUUGGGUGAUGCAUGGCCUUUCUAUCAGUCGAGAUUUGGGUCUUGGAAUUAUGGCAGCACCAGUUAUGUAUGAUGCUUCUCGAUACAUGUACAUACAAGUGGAAGCUCCCACUUACGUUGUCAGGGGAGAACAGAUUGGAUUCCGAGUUACAGUCUUUAACUUUUGGGACAAAGAUGACUUCAUUGAGGUGUUGGUUACUGCUCAUGCUUCUCCAUAUCAUAAAUUUGUCCUUGUCGGAGAGUUAGGUUUAGUUCAGUCAUACAGUCCAGAACUCGCUGAUGGUGACAUGCAGACUAUAGUCUUUCUGGAACCAGGACAGUCCAAAGACAUUUACAUGCCUGUUAUUCCAAUUAUUCAAAACGGCUGCUUUGAUGUAGAAAUCAGUGCCUCGUGUUUCAUGGAAAGGGACUUCGUCAUACAUAGAGUUUGUGUGAAAUCUGAUGGCAUUCUCAAUUAUUACCACAUUCCCUACUUGGUGGACUUGAUCACUCAGGCGUCGGUCAUUGUACCAAACUUUGAUAUUCCAAUUAAUGCCCAGUUUAUUCAACCAGAACAAAGAGAACAUGAUUACGUUCCAGGUUCUGGUAAAGCUGCUAGUUAUAUCUUUGGUGAUGUUGUUACCCCUGGAUUCUUUGAAGAAUACCUGAAUGCGGAAAACUUACUUUAUCGACCUUAUGGUGUGGCUGAGAAUAUUGCCUUCAACUUUGCGUAUAAUGUCCUGACAUUGAAAUUCAAAAAAGCCAGUAAGCAACUGAGUGAUGAAACUUUAAGAACUUCUUUGAAAUACCUGAAUAUUGCCUUGCAAAGAAUCCUGAGUUACAUGAAUGAAGAUGGCUCUUUCAGUAUGUCUCGUGACCGUCAAAAGAAAAGUAUUUGGCUAACAGCAUUUAUUGUGAAAACACUUUAUGCUGCUCGUGAAGGAGAAUGGGAGAAUGAUUUCUUUGUUCCAUUGGAGCUUAUUAAGACGAUGGUUUCAUGGCUUUGCUCUCAGCAGAAUAGCACUGGCGUUUUUGAUACCGAAUAUUAUGUCUACGAUCGUAAAAUGUCUUCAAGAACUUCAUGGCAAAAUAGCAUACUCCAAAUGGAUCCUAUGGCUCUCACAGCCUAUGUCUAUAUCGCUCUACACAGUGUCAGCAAAGGCACAAAUGAUGCCGGCCCCUGUGCUGUGACUGCUCGUAAUACAGCUGCUCAGUACCUCUCACAGCAUUCUCACACAAUAAAAGAUGAAGACAUUUUCACAUUGGCCAUUACCACUUAUGCUUUGUCCUUAUCUAAUCAGAAAAGUGCCGCAAUUUAUGACAGACUCUGGAAACUGCAUAAAGGAGAUGAGGAAAAGUAUUUCUCCGAACCUGACCGUCCAAUCCCAGCAAAUCCAUCUAAGACAAUUGACAGCAUUCGUUACUUGGAACCUCGUAUCGAGCAAAUCAAUGAUGCGUUCAGUGUACAGACCACGGCUUAUGCCCUGCUAGCACAUAUUAAACUGAACCGAGGGAAAGAAAACCGUGAUUCCUUAAUGAAAUGGCUGAACUCAAUGAGGAACACUGUUGGUGGGAUGUCCUCUACCCAGGACACCAUCACUGCCUUGGAAGCCCUCUAUCAAUACACCCAAGUGGAUCCCAAUCGAAAUGUCUUCAAUAUGAAACUCGAUGUCUGGUCAGUGGCCAAUAACAACUCGAAGCAGCUGGUUUAUAUGACUCAAAACAACUACACACAUAUGAGUGUUGUUAAGGUUGGACCUCACGUUUACAGUUAUGUCAGAGCUCAAAUUCUGGGAACGGGACGAGCAAUGUUUCAGCUGACCAGUACAGUUAAUGUAGAGUACUUACAUCAGCUGAAGCAGAGCCCAGAAAGUGACAUAUAUGAUAUAAAGAUUGCCCAAUUAAAGUUCACUGGUCGAAAUGAUUCCAUCAUGGACAUGAAGAUCUGUGUAAGCUGGAAAUUUACAACCUGGUCAUUGGUUUCAGGGAUGUCCGUUUUGGAAGUUGACAUUCCUACUGGAUAUGUGAUAUUAAACUCAACCCUUAGACAAUACGUACAAAGCGGUGUUGUACCAAACCUUAUACGAGCAGAAAGUUACAAUCGUAAAAUUGUAUACUACUUCGAUUCGCUUGACCAGAGCUCCUCUUGUGUAGACUUCCGAGCCAAUCGUUGGUACCCUGUUGCUAAUGCUACCAUACAGCACAGGAUUCGUGUCUAUGACUACUAUGAACCAGGGCUUUACCGAACAACUUUGUACAUCACCAACAACCUGUUCCAACUGAAUAUUUGUUAUGUGUGUGGUUCCUUCCAGUGUCCUUACUGCCCUCAGUUCAACACAGCAAACAUCAUCAAGUGUACGAUCACCAUCUUCUGCCUUCUCCUUACUAUGUUCCUACAACGCUACAUGUUGCGGACAUCUUGAAACAUUUAAUAAUGUCCUUCAACUUUAAUACACACAUCCACAUACACACAAGUAAAUAGAAAUGGUAAACAAAGGAGAGAAUAUAUUAUUUUCCCAUUGAUUUAGUAAUCUUUUGUAAAAACCAAAAA
This is a messenger RNA of Octopus sinensis (East Asian common octopus), 4981 nucleotides long. RefSeq names its product C3 and PZP-like alpha-2-macroglobulin domain-containing protein 8. The record is from RefSeq and is a predicted model, not a curated record. Bases 150 to 4853 code for a protein of 1567 amino acids. Gene Ontology annotation, molecular function: endopeptidase inhibitor activity; protein binding. Gene Ontology annotation, cellular component: extracellular region. The transcript is spliced from 37 exons. NCBI's taxonomy places the organism in Eukaryota, Metazoa, Mollusca, Cephalopoda, Octopoda, Octopodidae.